AUGCCUCCCGUUAAAUAUGAUGUUAGAAUAGUAAAGAAUAGUGACGCCACCGAUCCGUCGUCUCCGCUGGAGACAGAACGUUGGCGCAGGAUAAGCGCCAGAAUCAAACGACCCAAUCCACUGUUCGAAGCAUGGCUAGAAGAAAUGAUUGCCAAGGCGGAGGAAAAAAACUCGAUGGGAAAGAUCGCCCUACAGAAAGCACUCGUCUCGUUGCGCCGUUACCCAUUACCACUGGCGUCGGGCCGAGACUGCAUAGUGUUGGUCGACUUCGGUAAGACGAUCUGUGAGAAUCUGGAUCGACGGUUGAAAAGCUAUCUGGCGUGUGGCGGGCGGGUAGAAACAGAUCACCAUGCAGCGAUCGAGGCAAUCCUUAACGAUGAGAAGGAAGAACACUACACGAAGCUUACGAGCGAUUCCUCGAGCCCGGAUAUCACCGAACCCGAGUUGAACGCCAUCGUCGAGCGUUAUCCAACUCCGCAAUGCUUGCGCCGCGCGUACGAUCGUUGUCCGAGUGAAACGGAACGGCAGCGGAUGCUGAACCUACCCUACGGGCCCACCAAACGCACCAUCGGGGACAAGCUGAGCGCAAUCAUCUACCAUCUGUUUACGAGUGAUCGCUACAUGGCGUGA
Molecule: messenger RNA, 630 nt
Organism: Anopheles bellator
Lineage: Eukaryota; Metazoa; Arthropoda; Insecta; Diptera; Culicidae
Gene: mus81
Product: crossover junction endonuclease MUS81
Exons: 2
Coding region: 1-630 (209 amino acids)
Biological process (GO): resolution of meiotic recombination intermediates; double-strand break repair via break-induced replication; DNA catabolic process
Cellular component (GO): Holliday junction resolvase complex; nucleus
Molecular function (GO): crossover junction DNA endonuclease activity; 3'-flap endonuclease activity
Source: RefSeq, a predicted model, not a curated record